Messenger RNA from Apodemus sylvaticus (European woodmouse), 4867 nucleotides. Its product is annotated as TRPM8 channel-associated factor 2. The transcript has 8 exons. Bases 96 to 2846 code for a protein of 916 amino acids. Gene Ontology annotation, biological process: negative regulation of anion channel activity. The record is from RefSeq and is a predicted model, not a curated record. Lineage: Eukaryota; Metazoa; Chordata; Mammalia; Rodentia; Muridae.
CAGCACUUGGGCGGUGACGCAGGGAGGAAAUCCUUAAAGUGCCAGAAAGCUACUGGACGCCAUUCCCGACAAUCAGUGUACGUUCUCACAGAACCAUGGCAACAACUCCUGAUGCUGCUUUUGAGGUCCUCAUGAAUGGAGUGACCAGUUGGGAUCUUCCUAAAGAACCCAUUCCCAGUGAACUCCUCCUUACUGGCGAGGCUGCCUUCCCAGUGAUGGUGAAUGACAAGGGCCAGGUGCUCAUUGCUGCCUCUUUCUACGGCCAAGGCCGCCUGGUGGUCGUGUCCCAUGAGGGCUACCUGCUGCAUGCUGGCUUGGUUCCUUUUCUUCUCAAUGUGGUGAGCUGGCUCUGCCCCUCCCCAGCGGCUCCCAUCGCAGUGCAUUCUUCCUUAGCAUCAUUAGUUAACAUCCUAGGAGACUCUGGGAUAAAUGCAGUGGUUCAGCCUGAGCCUGGAGAGGCUCUGGGAGUUUAUUGCAUUGAUGCCUACAAUGACACCUUGACUGAGAAGCUGAUCCAGUUUGUGAAGCUUGGUGGGGGCUUGCUCAUUGGAGGCCAGGCCUGGAAUUGGGCCAGUCAACAUGGCAGUGACAAGGUGCUGUUCAGUUUCCCUGGGAACCAGGUGACAAGUGUGGCUGGAGUAUACUUCACAGAUGUCUACGGGGAUAUAAGCCGGUUCAAGGUCUCUAAAAAGGUACCCAAGAUCCCACUCCAUAUCAGGUGUUGGGAGGAGCUCAGGCGUGACCAGGAACAGCUUUUGGAUGGGAUCUCUAUGUUGGACAUCAGGACUGGGGGUGUCCCCUCACAGCUGCUGGUGCACGGGUCCCUGGCCUUCCCUGUGGGGCUCGAUAACUCCUUCCUUAGCUGCUUCCUAGCAGCUGCCCACUAUGGCCGUGGUCGUGUGGUGUUGGCUGCACAUGAGGCCAUGCUCUGGGCUCCUAAGAUGGAACCCUUUUUGCUCAAUGCUAUACGUUGGUUGUCCAGAGACCAGAGAGAUAACAUUGGGGUGAACAAAAGUCUCAAGAAUCUGAAUUCCCUAUUGUUGAAGCAUGGCUUGAAAUGCAGCCUGGAGUCCAAUUUGACCAAUGAUAUGUGUGUCUACUGCUGUGUAGCUUAUGGUGACCAGGACGCCAAGAAAAUACAGGAGUUUGUAGCGGAGGGUGGAGGGUUGCUCAUUGGUGGUCAGUCCUGGUGGUGGGCUUCCCAGAACCCAGGCAUCUCUGCAUUGGGUAGUUUCCCUGGGAAUAUGAUCCUCAAUACUUUUGGCCUCAGCAUUUUGCCUAGGACCCUCAGCCCAGGCUGUUUCCCUCUCCUUUCUAUAGAUAUAAGAAACUAUCACUUUCGAAGGGCUCUUUCUGAGUUCCAGGCUAUGUUGAACAACAAGAGUGGGAACUUGGAAAAGAGGUACUUGAAAAAGUUGGGAGUAGAUGGGGCAGGCUUUCUUCAGAUUCCUGCACAGGGGAUUCCUGCUUAUUUAUCUGUGCACCGGAUCCUGAGGAAGUUGGUGCGAAAGGCAGGCCUCCCAGCUGUGAGCAAGAAUAAUCCAGUGUCCAGUCACUCCUGUGAGGCUGCACUUCUCCAUCUAGCCACAGAGCUGGCACAUUCUGGGACUGAUUGCUCCCAGAUAGCCCAGAAUCUUGGCACUCAGGCCUGCUCCAAUCUCUGCUCCUCAGAACACCCCAUUACUGUGGAGAUCAAUGGAACCAACCCAGGUGACAGCGAUGUCUGGAUGAGCACUGGGCUCUACCUCCUGGAAGGACAAAGCACAGAGAUCUCUCUCUCUGAACCUGCUGCCUCUGCUGGCCUGAAGGUGCAGAUUGGAUGUCACACUGAUGACCUUAGCCAGGCCAAACAGCUGUUUCGAGCCCCUGUGGUAACUUACCAGUGUUGUAUGAACAGAACCCAACGGUCAGUCUCUUGCCUCUGGGGUGGUCUCCUGUACAUCAUUGUACCCAAAGGCUGUCAACUUGGCUCUGUAUCUGUUACCAUCACGAAGGCAGUGCCUGCCCCAUACUUCAAACUAGGUAAGACAUCACUGGAGGAAUGGAAGAUAAGCAUCCAGAAGAACCUGGGCCCCUGGGGAGAGUUGGCCACAGACAAUAUCAUCCUGACGGUGCCAACUGCAAGCCUCAAGACUCUGGAGGAUCCAGAGCCUCUGCUGAAACUCUGGGAUGAGAUUAUGCAGGCUGUGGCCAGGCUGGCAGCCAAGCCCUUCCCUUUCAAAAGGCCUGAGAGAAUUGUUGCUGAUGUUCAGAUAUCAAGCGGCUGGAUGCAUUCAGGAUACCCCAUCAUGUGCCACGUGGAGUCCGUGCAGGAGCUAGUCAGUUUGGCAGACAUAAAAUGUAAGGGCCUGUGGGGACCCAUCCAUGAGCUGGGCCACAAUCAGCAGUGCAGGGGUUGGGAGUUCCCCCCACAUACCACCGAGGCUACCUGCAACCUCUGGUCAGUCUACGUUCAUGAGACAGUCCUGGGGAUUCCCAGGGCUCAGGCCCACCCGGAACUGAAACCUGAAAAGAGAGAGAAGAGAAUUAAAGAACACCUUCAGAAAGGAGCACCCCUGCACAACUGGAAUGUCUGGACAGCACUGGAGACAUAUCUGCAGCUCCAGGAGGUCUUUGGGUGGGAGCCAUUCAUCAACCUCUUUUCUGAAUACCAAACCAUUUUUCACAUCCCUGAAGACAAUGAGUGCAAGAUGAACAUCUGGCUGAAGUUGUUCUCUGAGAAAGUGCAGAAGAACCUGGUUCCUUUCUUUGAAGCCUGGGGCUGGCCUAUCCAGAAGGAUGUGGCUGAAGACCUGGCCUGCUAUCCUUCCUGGCAUGACCACCCCCUAAGGAUGUACAUGGAGUAGUAGGGGCCCUGGAAUCUGCUGGCGUGGGGGAAGGGUACUGGAGUAGGGGAAGGAUAUUGGGGUGUGGUGAAAUGGGUGGGAUAAGACAGGACCACAGUACUGGUUUUACUGGGUUCUGGCUUGAGAAACUCACUGCCUUAACUAUUUUUUCCACUAUUUGGCUUCCAAACAUAUUUUGGGUUGUUUUAAAUAUCAUUCCAUGCUUUCUUGAGAAAGUUACUUGUGAUAAUGAACCUAGUGAAUGUUCCUUUCCACAUCCCAAACUCAGGGACCAUUUCUUAAGAUACAACCAGUAUCCCCGAGUAGAUGCUUUGCACAUGAAAAACACAAUGCUAUAUGAAAGGUCACUAAAGUCUCCUGACACAGAAGGAACAGUCAGUGCACUGUCUUAAGACUUGUGUACAAUGUUUUCUCUGAGUUACAUGGCUAAUCUUCUAUCAGUUAAUAUCUCCUUAACAUACAAGAGAAACUGGCAUGAAUAUUAAACAACUUCUUUUUUUUUUUAGUUAUAUUCUUUAUUUAUAUUUCAAAUGAUUUCUCCUUUCCUGGCCCCCCCUCCAAAAAGUCCCAAAAGCCAUCUCACCCUCUCCACCCCGUUCCCCAAUCAAGCCCCUCCUGCUUCCCUGUCCUGGUAUUCCCCAACACUGCUGCAUCAAGUCUUUCCAGGACCAGGGGCCUCUUCUCCCUUUGAGGUCCAAUAAGGCCAUCCUCUGCUGCCUAUGUGUCUGGAGCCAUGGGUAACACCAUGUGUACUAUCUGGUAGAUGUUUUUGUCCCUGGAGUACUGGGUGGCUCGUAUCAUUGUUCUUCCUAUGGCGCUACAAACCCCUUCAGCUCCUUGGGUCCUUUCUCUAGCUCCCCCAUUGGGGACCCUGUGCUCAGUUCAAUGACUGUCUGAGAUUGUCCCCCUCUGUAUUUGUCAUGCACUAGCAGAGCCUCCCAGAUGACAGCUAUAUCCAACUCCAGUCAGCAAGUACUUGUGGGCAUUGAUAAUAGUGUCUGGGAUUUGUAAUUGUAUAUGGGAUGGAGCACUAGGUGGGGUAGUCUCUGGAUGGUCUUUCCCUAAGUCUCUCCUCUACACGUUGUCACUGUAUCUGCUUCUGUGGUUAUUUUGUUCCUCCUUCUAAGAAGGACCAUGUCAGACUUCACAGAUGUUCAUAACAGUGAUAGACUGUGGAUCUUAUCUUCAACAGAUUGAUAAUGUUAACAAAAAUUUGCCCAAGAGAUAGAUGAAAGUUUAAUGACAUCUACUUGCUUCCCUAUGUUCAUUAUUGAAUUUUGACUAAAUACCAAAUUGAAUCUCUAAGUAUUUUUGGCAACUAAUCUUCCCUUUACCUCAAGAUUCAUCUGUCUUGAGAGGAAACCAGACUUGGGAAAAUACUUAAAACAAGGAAUUUCAUUUCCCACACUGGUGGUAUUCUUAAUCAUACUGGGAGGGAGAGGUGAGUAGGGAGUAAUUAAUGCUGGAAUGAAUGGGUUAUCUAAGAGACCAAACCAAAUCCUAACCAUGUGCACACCACCUCUGUAGGACCUGGAGCCCUGUGAUGGUUUCUUCUUGUUCCUGCAGAGACUCUGGCUCUGCCUCUUGUCUUUAUGCUCUUGGUUAAUUAUCUAUGACUGAAAUACCCAUAGAUAAUGCUUGCAAACAUAAAACAAGAAUAUUUUUUGCUCACAAUUUUAUAGUUCUAUGUUUAGAAAUCCUAUUUAGGAGAAAGUAUUGAAGAAUAGUAAGCUCAGAAAAAGUCCCAGCACAAUGAGUCACAAAGUUCCAUCCCCAGUUAGAGAUCUGUUGGCUGCUGGGAGGAGAGCCAGCUUUCUUCAGCUAUGUGGUCCCUGAGGGGUUACCUAUUCCAUACACCUGCACACAUAUAGGUAGCACUAUGACCUUUAAAAUGAGCACAUGAAUUUAGGAGGGAAUAGACAUGUGGGGAUAGGUGAUGAAGGAGAAGGACAUGGGAAAUGUUUUGAUCAAAGCACCUUAUAUACAUGUAUGGAAUUCUCAACUAAUAAAAAUGAAGAAAA